CUUAUGUACAAAACAGCUGGAUCGCACAUGUUUCCCCAGUUUCCCUCUCCAGUCACACCAACUUCAUUUCAUAUUAUCCCAUAUUUAUCCCACCAGUCACCAUAAAACCUCGAUCACACAAUCAUGCCUUUCCACAUCCGCGACGCCAUCACCUCCCCAUCAGACACGGACGCCAUGUUCAUCUCAUCCGCCUUCGACUCGUGCAUCCCGCACCUCGCCAGCAUUGGGAGCGCCACCCAAUGGGGCACCACCCCGCUGUCCACCUCCCGUCCCGACUUGGUCACCCGCCACAUCACCGCCAUUGCCGACGCUGAAAAAUACCGUCUCUCCGGUUCCGGUUCGCCCUUGCGCGUCUUGAUUGCUGAAGCGCUCUUGCCGCCGAGCGGGAGCGGGGAGGAGGAGUCCAGGGUCCCCGUCGGCGCGGCGACGCUGCGUGCGGGUUAUUUUCCUCAGUAUGUGUGUGACCAGAAGCACUUGCAGGACAUUACCAGCAGAGUGCUGGCUGGGGACGAGGGGCCGUUUAUGUUCUUGGAGAUUCUCGUCACGGAUUUUAGGGAGGCGACGAAAGCGUAUCGCAAAGGUGCCGGGGCUGCGCUGGUCGAGUAUGCGCGCGAAUGGGCGGCGAGGGAACUGGGGAUGGGCGUGAUGUACGUGGACUGUUGGGCGGGGAAUGAAGAGAAAUUGGUUAGGUUUUAUGAGGCACAAGGUUUCAAGAGAGUGGACAGGUUUGUGGUUGAGAAGCCUAAUGGGGAGAAGUGGCCGGGCAUGUUUUUGCGAAUGGAUAUUGGGAAGAAGUGCUCGGUGUAAGUGGUUUCUCCCGAGACGUGGGUUUGGGAUCCUGUGUUGUAUCGCAACUUCCUCUCCGUGUACGGGUAUGGUGCCACACCCCUCCUUUCAAGGCCGAAUCCAGCCGAGAAUGGAGGGAACGUGUAGACUUGAACCCCAACUUCAAGUUCGCACAAGAACAGCUUCUCACG
This is a messenger RNA of Parathielavia appendiculata, 977 nucleotides long. RefSeq lists its product as uncharacterized. The transcript has 2 exons. Bases 124 to 807 code for a protein of 227 amino acids. Gene Ontology annotation, molecular function: acyltransferase activity, transferring groups other than amino-acyl groups. Lineage: Eukaryota; Fungi; Ascomycota; Sordariomycetes; Sordariales; Chaetomiaceae. The record is from RefSeq and is a predicted model, not a curated record.